GGUCCCGGUUCUGUCCUGGCAGUCGCAGCCUGAGUCCCAAAGCUGCAGUCGUUACUCACGCGAUUCUCAUAGAUGCAUUGGCCAGCCGUUUGGCGCCACAGCCCCACACACAGAUUGGGAGUCGUCUCUGAUUUAACUUGCGAGCAAAAAAGUGCCAAAACAAACAAACAAAACUAAAGGAGAAGAAGCUAAGCCCAGCGAGAGACAUGAGUGCAACAAUGGGCAGGACACAUGCCGCGGCCUGGCUGCUCGGAUUCUGGUGUCUCGUUUGUCUAGCUGCCGUCGCGCAGGGCAGCAACGGCAGCAGCGGCAGUCGUUCGGUUGGAGCAUCUGCCGCACUGCUGGCCAAGGAUGUGGCACACAUGCACAAGCUCAAGCGGCAGCAGGACAAACACCAGCAGACGCUCCAACUGCAACUGCAGCAAGGAGUGACUGUGGCAGGGGCCAAUCAGCAGCAGCAGCAGCAGAAGCAGAAGAAGCAGCUCUCCCGAAGCGCACAUGGCCUCAACAAGAAGCUCCUCGGCCAAAUGGGCUUCAUGAAGGUGAAGGCUCCCAACAGCCACAACCGGAAACGUUUGGCCGUUGAGUCACGACGCCAUGCCUCGCGCGAUGAUUCACACAUGUUCAUCAUCAAAUUGCCGCCAAAUAUGCACUACUAUGCAGGACCCAAUGCCAUACAGAAUGCAGCAGCACCAUCGAUGGCCAGCAGCAGCAGCAGCAGCGGCAGCCAAAAAGGCAACGCACCCAGCAAGAUGGAAGCCUCGAGAGGAUCUGCCACACAAGCACCCGGCAAGGCAGCAGAAACCGCAGCAGCCACAGCAGCAGCAGCAACCGCAACGGAGGCGUCGGCGUUGAAAGCUAACGGGAAAAAGGUCUCAUUUCCCUUCAGCUCGAAUGGUCGGCCGGGUCGCAUCUACCACUGGAACCUGCCGGUGCUGAAGCAGGCGCUGCAGAAGAAGCCGCACUUUGCCCACGUCUCGCCGUCGGACCGCAACCGGCUGCUGGAUAUCGAGAAUAUACCCACCUGGCGCAAGCCCUGGGAAAAUGAGACCAUGGAGAAAUCCAUCAGCACCAGCAGCGGCAAGUCCAAGUACAAGAAGUCCCUUAAACCGAAAUCGCCCACAUACUACGCCCCCUCGCAGGCGGUCAGCAAGCAGAGUUUCCACAAGUACUUUGCCGGCAAUGGCAAGCCCAAGGGCUUCUAUGUCAUCAAGGAGCACCAGAGCAAGCCGCAGUUCUAUCACAACAUCAUAUCAUAAUCUAAUCAGCCCAUAGCCCAUAGCCCAUGGCAGAUCUAUGCCCACCACUAUUCCAACUUCUACUUCUACUUUAGAACACUUCCGUCCAGCUUCGACUGGGAUUGCAGUGGCAAUCCUUGCAUAAUACUCGACUCAACUCGACUCGACUCGACCGCAUUUACUGUCCAACAGUUGGGCGUGUGAAAUCUAUUUUUAUAAACGCAAAGAAUACAAUAACAGCAUCGGGAUGGCACCAUGGCACCCGUCCCCCCACAGCACACAUUUAUCCGUGUUCCGUGGAUACCGGUGGACGGGGUACCGGACCAUUUCGAACUGCAUUUUAGCCUAAGCAUCUGCGGAAAGCAAUAAAUUAUGGCAAAUAUCAACGCUAGGUUUAAGUGCAUGUACGAUUUUGUUUUGAUAAAUAAAUAUUGACUGAUUUUUAAA
Messenger RNA from Drosophila obscura, 1685 nucleotides. RefSeq lists its product as uncharacterized. The record is from RefSeq and is a predicted model, not a curated record. The transcript is spliced from 4 exons. The coding region runs from base 207 to 1259 and encodes 350 amino acids. Lineage: Eukaryota; Metazoa; Arthropoda; Insecta; Diptera; Drosophilidae.